Molecule: messenger RNA, 2938 nt
Organism: Lates calcarifer (barramundi perch)
Lineage: Eukaryota; Metazoa; Chordata; Actinopteri; Centropomidae
Gene: rcc1l
Product: RCC1 like
Exons: 12
Coding region: 188-1543 (451 amino acids)
Source: RefSeq, a predicted model, not a curated record
UGGGCGUCUGUAACACCGAGAUACGGAAGCGUAGAAGAAGAAUAUCCCUCUUCCCCAAACACGCGAGAAUGACAUUGAAAUAUGUUUUUACUGUUUAAGCUGGUUCAUCUCAGCUCAUGUACAAUUAAAGUUAGUUCUUCAGCCUGUGAAACACGCUACAACACUCAGGUGUAACGCGAAGCAAAGAAUGGCUUUUCCCUGUGUGCCGCUGUGCACUCGCCACCUGACCAGGGGGCUUCAAAUCUGUGGUUACUCGACACUCAGCAAAGCAUCCAGACCCCAGGAGAAAAACAGCAGUGGUCCAGUGUUUCAGUAUGUUGGCCAGCACAGAAAGCCCAACCACAAAGUGUUUGUGUGGGGCUUUAGCUUCACCGGCGCUCUGGGUAUCCCCAGCUUUGUUGUGCCGGACAGUGGCAGGAAGAAGCCUCGCAAAUACCAGCUCACUCCUUACCGCCUGGAGACGGCAGAGAAGAUCUCUUCUGCUGCUUGUGGCUACGGUUUCACUCUCAUCGCCUCCUCCACCAAAGAUGUGUCCAAGCUGUGGGGCAUGGGCCUGAACAAGGAUUCUCAGCUGGGCUUCCAACGCACCCAGCACAGCCGGCAUAAGAGUUAUGACUACGUCCUGGAGCCGUCUCCAGUGGCUCUGCCUCUCGUCCAGCCUCUGCAGACCAGAGUGGUUCAGGUUGCAUGUGGCCGUGCUCACUCCCUGAUCCUCACUGAUCAGGAGGGAGUUUUCAGUAUGGGCAACAACGCCUAUGGCCAGUGUGGGAGACAGAUCGUUGAAGAUGAAGUCUACAGUGGCAGUCACAUCAUUCACAGGAUAGAGGGCUUCAGCAGCAGGGUCAUCCAGGUGGCGUGUGGGCAGGAUCACAGCCUUUUCCUCACCGAGACAGGGAAAGUGUUUGCGUGUGGAUGGGGCGCAGAUGGACAGACGGGUCUGGGACACCACAACAUCAGCUCCAGUCCGGUGGAGGUGGGAGGGGAUCUGGCGGGCGUGGAGGUGCAGCAGAUCAGCACGUAUGGAGACUGCAGCCUGGCCGUGUCCAGAGACGGACAGCUGUAUGGAUGGGGGAACUCUGAGUACCUGCAGCUGGCCUCGGUCACUGAAGCCACACAGAUCAACUCUCCUCGACACCUUCCUCUGAAAGGCUGUGGAAAGGUGGUUCAGGCAGCGUGUGGAGGAACGCAGGUGGCAGUUCUCAACGAUAGAGGAGAGGUGUUUGUAUGGGGAUAUGGCAUUCUUGGAAAAGGCCCAAAUCUAUCAGAAUCCUCCACCCCGGAGGUGAUUCCCUCCACUCUGUUUGGACGCUCAGAGUUCAACCCCUCAGUCGCUGUCACCAGGAUCAGGUGUGGCCUCAACCAUUUUGCUGCAAUAACAGAUCAAGGCGAGCUCUUCGUUUGGGGGAAGAAUGUGAGAGGUUGUUUGGGGAUCGGGAGCAGGGACGACCAGUUCUUCCCAUGGCGAGUGACUGUGCCAGGUCAAGUGGUGGACGUAGCGUGCGGUGUUGACCACAUGGUGGCGCUGGUGAAGUCCCUCCUGUGAGCUUCUGUCCUUCCCAGCAGUGGAUGAAAGGCUGGAUGUUUUGGCUGAGCCUCCGCCCACCACCGCCACCCCCUGCUGACCCCCGGGCGCCUCAGGGAGCCGAUCAGGGCCGCUCUGGAGUCUUAAAGCCAGCUGCUCUCCACGGGCGACGGACCCUCGUGUCCCUCCGUCCUGCGGUGACGUCAAGCAGUGAGCAGAGCAGUCGAUUCUGCAUCAAAGUGUCACUUACUCUUGCAUGAAGGUCACAAUGGACACACAUCUAAGGAUGGUUUUGUUACAACUACAGCUGAAACGAUUAGUCGAUUCAGCUAUUUUCCAAGGAAAACAGUGAAGAAAUGCAAAUCAUUCUGUGGUUGCAGCUUCUUCACUGAGAGAAUUUGCAGUUUUUGUCUCUUAUUGCAUCGAGUCUUGGACUAAUGUUGGACAAAACAAGACAUUUGAAGACGUCACCUUGAGCUUUGGACAUGUUUCAUUGUUUACUGAUAUUAAAUAGACUAAACUGCAGAUUGAAUGAUUAAAAAAAAUAAUCAUUAUCAUUUAUAUCGGUUAUGUUAAUGUAGUGCUCACCAAGUUAACUGCUGAGGUCUGGGAACUAAAACUGAAAGCUAUGAAAACAAGACCAAAGCUGUGUUAAACUGGACCGGCUUCCCACCAGAAAACAUAGUCUCCUUUCAGUUAGUUAAUUCUAUAAAAUUAUGUUUUGACUCCUCUGACUUGUUGGUGAUUUGCCACUGCACAAAAAUAUUUUCUGUGAGAGAAAUGUGCUCAGUGAAUGAAGUGAUUCACUGUGGGAAUCAUCGAACUCUAGUGGUUUGGGAUUAUCUCAAAACAAUAUGUUGCGGCACUUAAAAUCUCUGCAGGCCCAUGAAAUGUUUGUGCAACAUUUGUACCGUUUGAAAAGCCGGUGACAGCAAAACAAUCCACAACAAAUGAUUAUCUCCCUGCCGACUGCAAAUAGAGGUGAAGGCACUCUGCCAGGGAGAAAACAGGUUUUGAAGAAUCAGUUUUACAACAUGAACUCAUGUGUCAUCAGCGGUGUGCGUUUGUUGUGCGUAUAACAGGCAUGCACUACUCAGGAGUGCGAGCCUGUUAUAUGCACAACAAACCAAAACAAGCUACAAGCAUGGCAUCCUGAUGGCUGCCCUGACAUUUACUGCCACAUGAAUCAAAUGCAUCAGCAGAACAGUGACUUGAGGCUGUUGUAAAAGGAAACAUGAUGAAAAAAACUAACAACAAGGAGACAGGGUUUUUAAUUUGUUUAGUGUCACAUCUAGUUUGGAUGUAUUUAGAAGGAUUAACUCGCUUUUUCCCACAGUGUUACUUUAAUGCCACGAAAUUCAUUCUAUGAAACAGAGAAUAUGCAAUAUCAAAAUAAAUCUACUUUUAUUUACCACA